AUGGAGUUUGUAGGUGGGAAUUACACCUUGGUGACUGAAUUUGUCCUAUUAGGCUUUCCAACGCGUCCUGAACUGCAGAUUGUUCUAUUCCUGGUAUUUCUGUUGUUGUAUGGUGUGAUACUAAUGGGAACUAUUGGACUGAUCCUGUUAAUCAGAGCAGAUCCUCACCUUCAAACCCCCAUGUACUUUUUCCUUAGCAACCUCUCCCUUGUUGACCUUUGCUACUCUUCAGUCAUUAUUCCCAAAAUGCUAAUCGAUUUCCUGUCAGAGAACAAAACUAUUUCCUAUCACGGGUGUGCUCUGCAGUUUUAUUUUUUCUGCACUUUUGCAGAUACAGAAUCCUUCAUCUUAGCUGCCAUGGCAUAUGACCGGUAUGUGGCCAUCUGUAACCCUUUACUGUACACGGCUGUGAUGUCUCGAAGCAUCUGUGUGUGGUUGAUUGUCUUGUCAUAUUUUGGAGGCAACAUGAGCUCCCUAGUCCAUACCUCCUUUGCUUUUAUUCUGAAAUACUGUGACAAAAAUGUUAUUAAUCACUUUUUUUGCGACCUCCCACCUCUGCUGAAGCUGUCCUGCACAGACACAUCGCUUAAUGAAUUGCUCCUCUCCACCUACGGCAGCUCAGUGGAAGUCAUUUGUUUCAUCAUCGUCGUCGUCUCCUACUUUUUUAUUCUUCUCUCAGUCUUAAAGAUCCGCUCCACCAGUGGGAGGAAAACAACCUUCUCCACGUGUGCCUCUCAUUUGACACCAGUGGCCAGCUGUCAGGGGACUCUGCUCUUCAUUUACUCACGACCCAGCUACCUCUAUUCUCCCAGCACUGAUAAAAUCGUCUCAGUGUUCUGUACCAUUAUCAUCCCCGUACUAAAUCCUCUCAUUUACAGCUUGAGAAAUAAAGAUGUCAAGGAUGCAGCUAAAAAAGCUCUAGGAUCAAAGGUAGAUUCCGCAUGA
Molecule: messenger RNA, 945 nt
Organism: Ochotona princeps (American pika)
Lineage: Eukaryota; Metazoa; Chordata; Mammalia; Lagomorpha; Ochotonidae
Product: olfactory receptor 5I1
Exons: 1
Coding region: 1-945 (314 amino acids)
Biological process (GO): G protein-coupled receptor signaling pathway; sensory perception of smell
Cellular component (GO): membrane
Molecular function (GO): olfactory receptor activity; odorant binding; G protein-coupled receptor activity
Source: RefSeq, a predicted model, not a curated record